AGCUGUGGUGGUAUAUAACUAGACUUCGAUGGGUGUGAACAAAAUGGGGUCACGGAGUCACGAAAAACUGAGCAUUGGAAUUUAAUUGUUUAUUAAUGACUGACGUGAUCGUGGCGACGCCAGACGCGGUACUGAAGACAAAGGAUUGAUUCUGGUGGCGAACCGACAUCUUCCGAUGACUGAAUACAAACUGGUGGUCGUUGGAGCUGGUGGUGUAGGUAAAAGUGCCUUGACCAUUCAGUUGAUUCAAAACCACUUUGUUGAAGAAUAUGAUCCUACAAUAGAGGACUCAUACAGGAAACAGGUUGUGAUAGAUGGAGAAACAUGUCUUCUCGAUAUCCUGGACACGGCCGGGCAAGAGGAAUACAGUGCAAUGAGGGACCAAUACAUGAGAACUGGCGAGGGUUUUCUGUGUGUAUUUGCUGUGAACAACAUGAAAUCUUUUGAAGAUAUUAGCCAAUACAGGGAACAGAUCAAAAGAGUAAAAGACGCUGAUGAAGUCCCUAUGGUUUUGGUGGGCAACAAGGUGGACCUGCCAUCUCGCUCUGUGAACUCGAAACAAGCGAAGCAGAUCGGCGACAGCUACAGCAUUCCCUACGUUGAGACAUCGGCCAAGACGAGGCAGGGAGUCGAUGAUGCUUUCUACACGCUGGUACGAGAAAUAAGGAAAUAUAAAGACAAGAAAGGCAAAGACAAGAAGAAAAAACCUAGAAAGAAUAGUAAAUGCAUUCUAUUUUAAUUUAUAGAUAUUGAUAAAUAUUUUUACAAUAUUCUGACUUUCAACAACAGCGGAGCUACAUGGAUUUUGUAUAUGUGUUACUAUGGCAACUCUGUUAAUGUUCUGGAAACCGAAUGACUGAUCUCAGUUGGUUUUAGUUCCAGAUUAAUUUCCAGAUGUAAUUAUUGAACCUCUCUUGAACUUGUCGUUACCUACCUGUUGGUAUAAUACACUUAAAUGUUUAAUAUACCUGUGAUACGGUGGAGUUCCACUCUUGAUACCCAUAUUUGAGGGAGUUAAGAUAUCGGAACUAAUAACAGGGCAGCAGUGCUUGCUGAAAGGAGAUUGGGCUUAUAUUAGCGUGUACAGGGGUGUGGAUCUUCCCCUUUUUUUGAUAGACUGUAUAUAUAGUUUAAUUCGAUGUUUUUAGUCUAGAUGCAGGGUCAUCAUAAAUCUAGAGCUUAGUGGACUGAACAUUUUGCACCCCCCUUUUUAAAUUUUUUUUAUCUGUCCCUGCAAUUUUUUUUCUUCUUUAAAAUGUGUUUCUGAGAUUCUCCAAGAUUGCGUUUAGCUUUAGCAAAAAAAAAACUAAACCCAAAAAACAAAACAGACAAAGAAAAAUAUGAUUAAAAUAUUUAUUUAUUUAAAAA
Gigantopelta aegis is the source of this 1368-nucleotide messenger RNA. Its product is annotated as GTPase HRas. Gene Ontology annotation, cellular component: plasma membrane. Lineage: Eukaryota; Metazoa; Mollusca; Gastropoda; Neomphalida; Peltospiridae. Bases 176 to 739 code for a protein of 187 amino acids. Gene Ontology annotation, molecular function: GTP binding; GTPase activity; GDP binding. The record is from RefSeq and is a predicted model, not a curated record. The transcript is spliced from 8 exons. Gene Ontology annotation, biological process: epidermal growth factor receptor signaling pathway; Ras protein signal transduction.